AUGUCUCCUUUUGGAUUUCAUACAACGAGCGAUGAGCUCGUCAAGGCCUUCUCCGACAAGGUCAAAGGCCGCACAUUUCUCAUAACCGGAACCACCGCAAAAGGUCUUGGCGCCCAGUGCGCCAUCUCCCUCGCCCGCGAAGGGCCGGCACACCUUAUUCUCGUGAGCCGGAACAAGGCCAAGGUCGAGCCCGUGCUGGAGGAGAUCGCAAGCAUCAAUCCCAACGUCAAGAUCACGUUCGUCACCUGCGAGCUGACGGACUUUGACUCCGUCCGCGCCGCCGCGGAGAAGAUCAACAAGGACGCUUCGAUCCCGAAGAUCGACGUCGUCAUCAACAACGCCGGCAUCAUGAACGUCAAGGAGUACACGCUGGACAAGCAGGGCAUCGAGCUGACGUUCUCGGCGGACCACGUCGGCCACUUCCUGCUGACCAACCUGAUCAUCGACAAGGUGGUCGCCGCCGCGCCCGGAGCCCGCAUCGUCAACGUGACGAGCAGAGGGUACGGCGUCGGGCCCUUCCGGGGCGACGACUACAACUUCUCCGGGGGCAAGGCGUACGACGGGUGGAGCGCGUACGGGCAAGCCAAGACCUCCAACAUCCUGUACUCGGCGGAGCUGUCGCGGCGGCUGGCGGGCAAGGGCGUCAAGGCGUACGCGCCGCACCCCGGCGCCAUCGCGACCAACCUGUCUAAGCACCUGGACAGGAGCGACUUCGAAGGCAUCCCCGAGGUGGUUCUGCGGAACACCGGCAAGGUGUGGGACUCGAACUACCAGAUGAAAACCCUGGGGCAGGGGGCGGCCCCUCUGCUCGCCGCGGCGCUGGACCCGGAUUUCGACGACAAGCCCGGCUCGUACAUCGAAGACUGCCAGAUUGUUACGCCGCACGAGUACGCUAGAGACCCGGAGGCUGCUCGCAAGCUGUGGGAGAUAAGCGAGAAAUUGGUGGGCCAGAAGUUUGACUUUUAA
Molecule: messenger RNA, 966 nt
Organism: Daldinia caldariorum
Lineage: Eukaryota; Fungi; Ascomycota; Sordariomycetes; Xylariales; Hypoxylaceae
Product: NAD(P)-binding protein
Exons: 1
Coding region: 1-966 (321 amino acids)
Source: RefSeq, a predicted model, not a curated record